This is a messenger RNA of Eremomyces bilateralis CBS 781.70, 948 nucleotides long. RefSeq lists its product as uncharacterized. NCBI's taxonomy places the organism in Eukaryota, Fungi, Ascomycota, Dothideomycetes, Eremomycetales, Eremomycetaceae. The annotation marks the transcript as partial. The transcript has 3 exons. The record is from RefSeq and is a predicted model, not a curated record. Gene Ontology annotation, molecular function: zinc ion binding.
AUGAGCGCAUCUGCAUUUGGAAGGGAUCUUGGCAGCUGGGAGUGGUUAGAUGACACCCCCCGACCUGCUAACAACGACUCCCGUCAUCGAGCUUCUGGAGCACCCGGUCCAUCCUCCAGCUCACCGGCGGACAGCGGCAACCGUGCACCACCGGAAGCUUCGGCUUCACCAAAGACGAAUAUCCCCCCCAAGCAACGCCAGUGGAAACCCAGGACGUGUCGGAUAUGUUUAGAUACCGUCCAUCCCACAUACCAUCCUCCGUCGGAGUCGCUGCCCGGCAUCUUUCAAGCAGGACCGUCGGUAACCUACGACUCUGAGGAAGGGCGUCUCCUGCGCCCCUGCAAAUGCAAAGGCUCGUCGAAAUAUGUUCAUGAGAAUUGCUUGCAGAAGUGGCGGCAUGUGGACCCUGCAUAUGGUAGGAGGAAUUAUUGGCAGUGUCCAACGUGUGGGUUUCGGUACCACCUGCAGCGGAUGUCGUGGGCGAGGAUUAUCAGCAGUGCUGUCGCUCAAGUAGCGCUCACCAUUGCGAUCCUGCUGCUGGCCGUGUUCUUAUUGGGCUUCAUUGCGGAUCCAAUCAUUAACCUUUACGUUGACCCGUUGGGAACUUUGUCUCAAAUUAGCCGCACAGAACCCGAUUGGCACGAAGUGGAGGAGCCAUUCACUUGGACAGACCAUUUCCUCAAAGGCAUGGCCUCUUUGGGCCUGCUCGGAUUCCUCAAGGUGUUUCUCAGCUCGCCUUGGAACUGGUUCAAUAUCCGCGUUGGGGGUGGUCGUGCGCGAGGUACCACAGGGCGGCAGAGGCUUGCUAAUCUUAGCUGGAUUGCUGUGAUGGUCGGCAUUGGUACAGUUUUAUAUGCCAUCUGGCGCGGUGUUCGUACGUUCAGCAAAAGAACCCUUAAGAAAAUUGGGGAGCGUGUGAUGGACGUGCAAGGUGAUGAUGAUGACGAG